AUGCUGCGGGCUUAUGUUUUGGAAUUUGGUGCUCAUUGGGACCAGUUCUUGCCUUUAGCAGAGUUUGCGUGUAACAACAACUACAAUUCUAGCAUUCAAAUGGCCUUAUUCGAGGCCUUGUAUGGUAGGCGUUAUCGCUUUCUGGUGGGCUGGAUUGAGUCUACAAAGCCUAGGCCGUGGGGUACAUAUUUGAUUCGGGAGGCUUUGGACCAGGUGAGAGUGACUCAGGAUAUACUUAGGACGACUCAGACAAGGCACCAAAGUUAUGCAUAUCAGAGGCAUCGACCUUUAAGAUUAUCUGUUGGUGAUCGGGUAUUGCUCUGUGUGUCGCCCCUGAAGGACGUGAUGAGGUUUGGGAAGCGGGGCAAGCUUAGGCCCAGGUACAAUGGGCCUUUUGAGAUACUCUGGAUAUAUGAUGCAGUCGAGUUGGAUGACUGUUUCACAUUUGUAGAGGAGCCAAUUGCCAUUCUAGUCAGUGAUGUGAAGAGGUUGCGCUCGACAGACAUUCUUGUUGUAAAGGUUCAUUGCAGGCAUCGUCUGGUCGAGGAGGCAACCUGGGAGACCGAGCAAGAGAUGUGA
Messenger RNA from Solanum stenotomum, 579 nucleotides. RefSeq lists its product as uncharacterized. The record is from RefSeq and is a predicted model, not a curated record. Lineage: Eukaryota; Viridiplantae; Streptophyta; Magnoliopsida; Solanales; Solanaceae. The transcript is spliced from 2 exons. Gene Ontology annotation, molecular function: nucleic acid binding. Bases 1 to 579 code for a protein of 192 amino acids.